ACACAAUACUAAACACACAAGAGGGCUGUAAACAAAAUCUCCUUUAUACUUUGUGUGCAAAGCUUGUUACAUUCAUGUAGGAGUAUUUAUGUGGGAUAUGUUCAACCGAGCUGGAGACUCCAGUGUCAUAAUAACAGGGUGCACGUGUGUCCUCAAACAGCUAAUUGCCUGUAAUUUGAGCAUUUAUUGAAACCUUGCAUUGACCUGAGCUACUGUGCUUUUCUGCUGUAAAGUCGCAUGUGUCUUGUGUGCAUCCAAUGGAUUUGUGAUUGCAUGGUAAACUUGAAAUGGUUAUUGCAUAUCUGGCCUUUCAAACCAGUUACAUGCAUGUGAUUCUCACAAAAUGAUAAAUGUUUCUUCUUGGUUUAAUAGCUGUUACUAAUUGUGUUUAAGGUCAUCCAGAUUGAAGAUAGAAGGAUUUGCCUUGGAUAUUUCAUACCGUUUGUAUUUCCUAACAGCAUUCCUUGUCCUGUUGCCUCACAUGCUGGUCAUGAGUCCCAGCGUUGUCCCACUGGGAUCCAGCUGUUCUUCGGACUGUCCGUUUUUUUCCAGGAACUGACAGUGUCACAGUCCAUUACUGCAGGAACAUUCAUUAAAAAGGGCUUGUUCAUUGAUUCAGAACAUUUUAGAUGAAUCAAAGUCAGACGUCAGAGCUUCAAGGGCAGAGGAAGAAUCUCACAGGAACUCAAAAACGGAAACAUGAGGUGGUGAGAAAUUGGCGUUUUCAUGAGGAAUAAGGCAGGUUUGAGCCUUUGGUAUAUAAACCAAAGACGCCAUCAAGAGCUGAAAUCGAAAGAGUAGAGGAAGUCGUGAAGGACUUUUCUGAGAUAGCAGCACAACAACACUGGACUGUAAUAAAUCUCAGUAAACAUGCAGCCCACUAUGGAGGAGUUCGACUCGGAGGAUUCUGGUGUUCAAGAUGUGGGACCUCAAAUAAACGUGCUGGUGGUCCAGAUCCUGGAGACGAUGUCAGUGCUGCUGUUGCGGAUCAGACAGAAGCUUCUGGAAAUUUCUAUUCUGAUCUGUGUGAUUCUGCUGGUGUUCUGGGUGGCUUUAUUCCUCUAUGGCAGUUUCUAUUAUUCCUUUAUGCCCACAGCCAAUUUCAUCACACCUGUCUACUUCUUCUACAGCAGGACUGAUUGUCCAUCUCCUCAUCACUCUGUGUGUUCUUUCCCUGUGGCUAAUGUCUCUUUACUGAAAAAUGGAAAACAUCAGGUAAUGACAUACGGUCAGCCUUAUCGCAUCACACUAGAGCUGGAAAUGCCUGAGUCUCCAGCCAAUCAGGAGCUGGGAAUGUUCCUAGUAAAAAUGACUCCCUAUUCUAAAGCUGGUCACAUUGUUGACAUAUCUGCACGUUCUGCAAUGCUCCAUUAUCGCUCCUCUCUUCUUCAGGCUCUGGGCACAGUGGUCUUCUCCCCCAUGCUGCUAACAGGAGCGUCGGAGCAGAAGCAGUCAGUCAUAGUGGAGCUGUAUUCUGAAUUCAAAGAUAAUUCCUACAACCCCACUGUUGGAGCCAUCAUUGAGAUCCAUUCCCAGCAUAUUCAGAUCUACAGAGCUCAUCUCUACAUCUUCGCUCACUUUACAGGCAUCAGGUACCUGCUGUAUCACUUCCCCCUGAUAUCAGCGCUGAUCGGGGUGAUGAGUAACUUUACUUUCCUCAGUUUGAUCAUCGUUCUCAGCUUCCUGCAGUUUAAUCUGGGUGGUCGCAGGACUCGUGGAAAGGCUGUUAUGCAACAAGAGGAAAAUAAUGAGCCAGAUGACCUGAAUGAUCAGUCUGAACCCCAGGAUGAAGGAAAGGCAGCAGAAAGUUUCGAUGACAGAGGGUACAAUUCAGUGGAGGUGGAAGAAUCCAUUCCAGAUGUAGGGGUGGAGGAGAGUGACGAUGACUCCAGAGAACUCGCUGAAGAUGAACCCACCUGUGAGGCUGGGGAUGGAGAAAUGAUUUUGAGGCACAGGAAUUUGUCACAGAACAUGUUACAGUCAUCUCAAGCGUUAACAGACACCACAGAUAAAACUUAUCAAAACAGUUUUGGUGUCUGUUCAAGCUGCUAGAGAGCAAAUGGAGCGGUCUACUAAAUGAGGAUAAAGGUUAUGAAAAGCAAAGGCCAAAGGAUUUCAUAGAUUUGGUAACAAUGCCCUUGUUUUUAAAAAUGUGGACUUGAUGCUAGCCCUAAUCACUUGUAUCAUUGUAAAAAAAAUUAUCAAGACAACCACGAAUAUUCAGUAUAGUAACCACUUAUUGUCUACCAAAUAUUGACAUAACUGGUACUGUAUAUCCAAAACUGACCUUUCUAGACAUAUCCUUUGUUGUUGUUGUUCUUAUUAUUAUUAUAUUCCACAACACUGAAAACAGUGAGACUGUGCCAAUAAAUACCCAAAGAGGGAGAAUGUCA
Messenger RNA from Cyprinus carpio (common carp), 2393 nucleotides. It is a transcript of the gene bscl2l, whose product is annotated as BSCL2 lipid droplet biogenesis associated, seipin, like. Gene Ontology annotation, biological process: lipid storage; lipid droplet organization. Lineage: Eukaryota; Metazoa; Chordata; Actinopteri; Cypriniformes; Cyprinidae. The record is from RefSeq and is a predicted model, not a curated record. Gene Ontology annotation, cellular component: endoplasmic reticulum membrane.